UUAAAUAAUUACUUGGUCUGUGUUGUUGGGGGCGGCAGUUAUAACUGACUCGGCUGUCAAAACGCGGAAGUAAAGUGGAAACGGUGCUUUGAUAAUAGCCUCGCGGCUAACUAGCUUAGUGACGUUAAGCAACAUUGAAGUGCUUAGCAAAGCAAGCUAGCUAAGUAAACAAAGCUACCGGAAAACUCGGGUUAAUUCAGUUUUUAAAAAGUCUUCAUGCACAUGAAAAAAAUACACUUGGGUCAGCAAAACCGUAGAUAUCUAAACAAAAGAACGGAGAGAGAGUCGGUUUCAUUGUGUGUACAAUGACGACAGAUGGUGCUUUCAGCGAUGGUGGCUUUGACCAAAGUUUCUAUAUUGAAACAGCCAGAAAAGGAAGUGUGGUGUCCAGAGCAAACAGCAUCGGGUCAACAAGUGCCUCUUCAGUACCAAAUACUGAUGAUGAGGACAGCGACUACAGACACGAGACGUCGCUUAAAGACUCGUAUAAAGACAGAAGGAGACAAGCGCACACACAAGCUGAGCAAAAGCGCAGAGAUGCCAUCAAGAAAGGUUAUGAUGAUCUUCAGUCAAUUGUUCCAACCUGUCAACAGCAGUCUGAGUUUGCCGUAGGAGCACAGAAGAUCAGCAAAGCUACAAUCCUGCAGAAAACUAUUGACUACAUUCAUUUUCUUCAUAAAGAAAAGAAGAAGCAAGAGGAGGAAGUCUCUGUCCUGAGGAAAGAAGUUAUGGCACUUAAGAUAAUGAAAACGAACUAUGAGCACAUAGUAAAGGCUCAUCAGAGCAAUCCACAACAGGGAGAGGAUCAGGUGUCUGACCAGGUCAAGUUUGACAUCUUUCAGAGCAUCAUGGACUCCCUGUUUGUGUCCUUCAGCAACUCCGUCUCAGUCAGCAGCUUCGAAGAACUGUCUGCUUGUGUUUUUAGCUGGAUUGAAGAGCACUGCAAACCACAGACGUUGCGGGAGUUUGUUGUUGGCGUCCUGCGGCAGAUUAAUGUUCAGCUUUACUGAUCAAAGAGACUUUAACUCCCCAAAACAGACUCUCAAGAUGACUAAAAAAAACGUUUUCAGCGAGGCUGUGCUGCAGUUAUUCCCACUCUAGCUCCUCCGGGACUCCAGGGCUGCCGGAGGAUUCCCCCUUCAAGAAGCCUCGUGGAGGUUGGAGCGGAGAUGACCAGGUGUGUUUGACCGAGCGGCGAAAGAAAGUAGUUUCUGAGCUUUUCAUAAGCUGAAAUGCAGCAUUUGUUUUUAGAGGAAAUGUCCGCGUUGAUCCCAACAUGCUGCCAAAUAUUGUAGCAAGCAGCUAGUUGUGUCUUCAUGCCCCCAGCUUUGUUUUUUUAAUGGUCCACACCAAACUGUUUAACGGUGGUUUCUGCUGCACGUGGAGGACUAUUGCAUGUGGAGAAUGCGCAUGUUACGCCUGAGUUUGAGGCUCGGAGCACAGAAUCACUCCGGAGUUGUGAAAGUGUUUGACUACUUUGUCAUCGCAGGCUUUUAUGUGCGCUUUUAGUGCACGCCAUGGGACACUUCCCCAUGAUUUCCUUUAAAAAAAUACUUUAAUGUGAAAUAAUUCACAUUUUAAAUGUAGUUUUGACAAACCAAUGAAAAAAAACCUUCAUUAUAGUGAAUUGAAUUGGGACAAAACAGAUAAAAAUGCCCCACAAUUCAUCACCGAGGGAUUUUUCAGCCUUAUUUCUGAGCAGAUCAGAAUGUGUUUUAUACAACCCAUUUGGGUUAUAAUUGCCUUCUUUUCAUUAUUCCGUUUGCAGACGUUUCAUUAAAAUCAUUUCGUAAGUUCCCGGUUUUAAGUGUUUUUUUUCCCCCCCACAAAAAAUAAGAAAUUUUAAUCAAUUUUGUUUCAGAUAUUUUUAAGUUAAAAUCUGUGGCCACUUCAGUUAUAUUGUAUAAUCACAAAGCAAUAAAGCAACUUU
Messenger RNA from Oryzias latipes (Japanese medaka), 1930 nucleotides. RefSeq names its product MAX dimerization protein MLX (gene mlx). NCBI's taxonomy places the organism in Eukaryota, Metazoa, Chordata, Actinopteri, Beloniformes, Adrianichthyidae. Gene Ontology annotation, cellular component: nucleus. Gene Ontology annotation, molecular function: protein dimerization activity; RNA polymerase II cis-regulatory region sequence-specific DNA binding; DNA-binding transcription factor activity, RNA polymerase II-specific. Gene Ontology annotation, biological process: regulation of transcription by RNA polymerase II. The record is from RefSeq and is a predicted model, not a curated record.